Messenger RNA from Impatiens glandulifera, 612 nucleotides. Its product is annotated as zinc finger CCCH domain-containing protein 2-like. The transcript has a single exon. The record is from RefSeq and is a predicted model, not a curated record. Lineage: Eukaryota; Viridiplantae; Streptophyta; Magnoliopsida; Ericales; Balsaminaceae. Gene Ontology annotation, molecular function: metal ion binding. The coding region runs from base 1 to 612 and encodes 203 amino acids.
AUGACUACCAUUUACACCGAUCAACACAAGUUCUUCAAAUACGAUGAAGAUUCCGGCGACCCUUACUCUUCCGACCAUUUUCGCAUGUACGAGUUUAAAAUCCGAAUGUGUACUCGUAGCCGUAGCCAUGAUUGGACAGAUUGCCCAUUUGCUCAUCCAGGAGAAAAGGCUCGCCGGAGAGAUCCCCGGCGAUAUCAUUACUCUUCUACCGUUUGUGCUGAUUUCCGGCGAGGAAGUUGUAACAUGGGAGAUAACUGUGAGUUCUCACAUGGGGUUUUUGAAUCAUGGCUUCAUCCAGCUCGUUAUAGAACAGAGGUUUGUAAAGAUGGGAAGAAUUGUAAUCGAAAGAUUUGUUUUUUUGCUCACAUUCCUCGGCAGCUUCGUAACAUAAUUAACCAUUGUUGUAACUGUUUGAUGUCUUCUCCAACAUCAACUUUAAUGGGGAUUUGUAAUUUCUCUGUUUCUCAUCCUUUUGAUGGUGUUUCAAAGAUGUCACAUUUCAUCGAACAUGUUGUAGGCAAUGGAGAAGAUGAUUCUGAGAUGAGAGAUUUGGUGGAUAUGGGAAUACUGGAUUGUCCUGAUCUUGGUUGGGUUGAUGAUCUUCUCGAAUGA